CAAUGUAAAAAAACCACUGUCCCUUCUGUCUGCCCUUUAUGAGCAAAUAAGAAAUGGGGGAGGCAGAUGACCUUAGUUCUCCAAAGCCUUUUUAUAUUUGGUGGCAUGAAGACAUCCAUAUGUCGUCAUGCAGGUUCUCCUUAAAACGUAACGAUCACUGCUAUCUAUUUUAUGCAGCAGGGGUUAGCUGCAUGUCAGACGUGGUCUGACAUAGCCGGUUACUUUGAUUAUAUAUUAGGUAAGUCGAGGGCUUUUCAUUUCAGUUUCCAACCCAGACCUUCAGCUACUGCAAAAUUCAGAUAGCAUGUUAAUGUAGUUAUGUUGCUUUGGACGGUGAAGACAGUACAGUUUUUAUACCCUGGAAAAAGGAUUAUGAAUGAGGGAGAAAAAAUUGAGGGUGAGAGAAAAAAAAUAUGCCGUAGCUUUUUCUUUCUUUUUUUUUUUUUUUUUUUGAGAUGCAGCAAGGUGUCUUCUUAGAGCAGCUUACAGUUUUGUCUUAUUGUCCCCAAACAUACAUACAUACAUACAUAUAUAUAAAUAAAAUAAAAAAUGGUCCAAUAUUUUACAGGCAGGAAUUCUCAUAAAAGGCUGGCUUUAUUAUCGCCAUUUAUGUAAGGCAAAGGUUGAUAGGUUUUCUUCAGCUCUUGUCUGUCUGUCUCUCUGUCAUCAUGUAGAUACAUGUCAGUGGUGUAGGUUUUCAGUGCACUUACUCUAGCCCUGAUCAGUCAUGUAAUUAGAUCAGGCUGCCAUGGUAACAGACAGUAUUCAUCGUCCAUUCAGGUGUGUUUGUCUUGUGACUAGGCUACCUCAAGCGGUGUAUGUACUGUAUUUAUGUUGUGCAGCCUGCAUAGCUGACUGCUCUGUCUUCUUGCAGAAUGUUUCAGCAUAUUGUAAUCAUUUCCUGACCACUGAGUAUAUGAAAGAUGCUCCUCGAGUGCUACAGCAUCAGGCAGUUUUUACAUUUGUGCACAUCACAUUGCAAGCCAACUCAGAUGGGCAAGCAAUACAAGCUGUGAAUUUCUUUUUGACCCCCACUGGACAGUGAUCCAUCAUUAUUUUCAUUUUCACUGAAGAGAAAUGCAUUGUAAAUAAGAUCCUGGAGAACAGUGCAAGAGUUUUAAUGCAAGACAUCAGAAAAAAAACUCUGCAACAUCUCAUGUGAGGAGAAGAAAGGAGACUUAUGAUUGUGUCUUGAAACACUCUCAUGAUUUGAGGUAUUUCCUACUUUAUUUGAAAGAGAAGAGGCACUGUCAGCCUGCAAGUGACCUCACAGCUUCUGAAAAAUCUUCAUGGUAAAGGAUAAUCUGGGACUCCCUGUUGAAGAGCAUAGUGAAUGUUAAUCCAGAGCAGCUGUUGGAGGAUUGUGCUCACAAGGAGAUGAUUCCUCAUGAAGUCACUGGAUCCCCUUCAGAAAUCAAAUGUGACUUUCCAUUUAUCAGACUGAAAUCUGAACCAGCCAGACAGUGAAGCAAGAGCAGUGGAGGGGGGACGGCGAAAGAUGAAAUCCAACCAAGAAAGGAGCAAUGAAUGCCUGCCGCCCAAAAAGCGAGAAAUCCCUGCCACCAGCCUGCCUUCCGAGGUGAAGCCGUUAGUCCUGCCAAACGAGAACCACCGUGCAGAUAACUUAAUAUGGCUCUCCAGCACGUCCAGCAGCCAAAGCAGCAUGGGUGGAAGGCACAGACCUGGAGGGACUUCGGUGGAGAUUGGUUUACAGCAGGGCUUACACAAAUCACUGUCCACAGGAAUGGACUAUUCCCCACCCAGUGCUCCCAGGUCCGUUCCAGCCACAACAACACUUCCCACGGUGUAUUCACCCGCACUGUCACAAUCAGGGACGCCUGUCUCCCCUGUGCAGUACACGCACCUGCAACCCACUUUCCAGUUCGUUGGGCCCCAGUACAGUGGACCAUAUGCCGGGUUCAUCCCCUCCCAGCUGAUUUCCCCGACAGCCAAUUCCGGGACUGGCGCAGCAGCCUCUGCCACUGCUGUUGCAACCACUCCAUCCCAGCGCUCUCAGCUGGAGGCUUAUUCCACUUUGCUGGCCAGCAUAAGCAGCUUGGGCCAGCAGGGGCACAAAGUUGAGCAGCAUCUCGUCAGGACACCGGGGUUGAUUUCAGCAGGGUCUCCUCCUCCUACCCAACAAAACCAGUACGUCCACAUUUCCGGGUCUCCCCAGAGCGCGGUCCGAAACGUCUCUCCUCCGACCAUCCCAGUCCAUAUGCAUCCCCACCAAACAGUGAUUCCACCCACACUCACCCUUGGGCCUUCCUCCCAAGUGGUGCUGCAGUACACAGACUCUGGGGGCCACUUUGUCACCAGGGAUCCCACCAAGAAGGCAGAGAGCAGCCGGCUGCAAGCAAUGCAGGCCAAGGAAAUUCUGAACGGAGAGCUAGAGAAAAGCAGGCGGUAUGGCCUUUCACCCUCUGCAGACGUGGGUCUAGUCAAAGCAGGCAAUAAACCAGCUCCUCACCAUUACGAGACCAGGCAUGUGGUGGUUCACCCAAGUCCUGCCGAAUACAGCACACGAGAUUCCUCCAGUGUCCGGGCCUCUGUGAUGGUCGUACCAAACAGCAGCACACCUACCGCAGAUAUGGAGGUCCAGCAGGCCACCCACAGAGAAACCUCUCCCUCAACCCUCAAUGACAAGGGAAACUUGCAUUUAGGAAAGCCAGCCCACAGGUCCUAUGCUUUAUCUCCACAACAGACUAUGGGCCAUGAGGGGGUGAAAACAAUCGCCACCUUGUCCCCUCAUACUGUCAUUCAGACCACCCACAGCGCCUCUGAGCAAGUCCCUGUCGGACUGCCUGCCACGGCCUUCUACACUGGGACCCAGCCGCCAGUAAUCGGCUAUCUGAGUGGUCAGCAGCAAGCGAUUGGUUACCCUGGAAACCUGCCACAGCAUCUGGUGAUCCCUGGCACCCAGCCUCUGCUUAUACCAGUCGGCAAUGCAGACGUGGAAUCAUCAGGAGUAGCACCUGCUAUCGUCACUUCAUCUCCCCAGUUUGCAGCAGUGCCUCAUACAUUUGUCACUACCGCCAUUCCUAAGAAUGAGAAUUACAGCGUCGAGUCGCUCGCAACCCAGCCAGCCUACCAGGCAGCCGUGGUGCAGGCCCAGAUCCACCUUCCCGUCGUGCAGUCUGUCGCUUCUCCGACAGCAGCUCCUCCGACACUGCCCCCUUACUUCAUGAAAGGGUCGAUCAUUCAGUUGGCUAAUGGGGAGCUGAAGAAGGUAGAGGACUUAAAAACAGAAGACUUUAUUCAGAGCGCAGAAAUCAGCAGUGACCUGAAAAUAGACUCCAGCACCGUGGAGAGAAUUGAAGACAGCCAUAACCCAGGCAUUGCUGUGAUACAGUUUGCUGUUGGAGAGCAUCGAGCACAGGUCAGCGUGGAAGUCUUGGUAGAAUACCCUUUUUUUGUAUUUGGACAAGGCUGGUCCUCCUGCUGCCCUGAGAGAACCAGCCAGCUCUUCGAUUUGCCAUGUUCCAAACUCUCUGUUGGGGAUGUCUGCAUAUCGCUCACUCUCAAGAAUCUGAAGAACGGCUCGAUUAAAAAGGGCCAGCCCAUGGAUUCAGCUAGUAUCUUGCUGAAGCACUCAAAGAAUGACAGUCUAGCUGGAAGUAGACACAGGUAUGCGGAGCAGGAAAACGGGAUUAAUCAGGGAAGUGCACAGAUGUUAGCUGAGAAUGGUGAACUGAAGUUUCCGGACAAAAUAGGAUUGCCUGCAGCACCUUUGCUCACCAAAACAGAACCCAGCAAGCCCACAGCGACGAGGAAGAGGAGGUGGUCGGCCCCCGAAACACGGAAACUAGAGAAAUCAGAAGAGGAACCACCAUUGACUCUUCCCAAGCCUUCUUUUAUUCCUCAGGAGGUUAAGAUUUGCAUUGAAGGUCGAUCUAAUGUAGGAAAGUAAAGGCUGGUUGGGGAAAGGAAAUUAGGCUAUCCCUUGUCAUUUUUAUCCAGAUUACUGUACUGUAGACUAAAUAACCCAGUAUUUACAUGUUAUCAUCUUAUUUUAGGUUUAUGUUAUAACCUUGUUGUUAUAGUUGCAGCUGGUAUUAUGCAGGAGAGUGGUGCAUAUGUUUUUUCCACAAGUGUUUGUCAUUGACUAGGUUUUAUCGAGAGCUGCGGAAGGGGCAGUAUCUGCUUCGCGCACCCUUAGUGGAAAUGAAUGUAUUGUCAUGGCUCCUGAUUUCUAACACCUAGUGUAGAACAGGCUCCAGCUGGUCAGGUUUUUCUUUUUCUUUUUCUUUUUCUUUUUCUUUUCUUUUCUUUUUUUGUGAGGUGAUGAGAAGGGAGCUAUAGCAGAGACUAAGACCCCUGCAGGCAUACCAUGCCUUCCCAUCCCAGGAGGGGAUUGGAGCUCUGUGGCAGGGUCAUUAGGAGAUUCCCUCACCUAAGGCAGGUGCUGAGAACAGAUUAUCAAACAGGAUCAGGCAGUUUUUGACACAUUACACAAUAAAACCAACCUGUACUCACGACUCUAUUAUAUACAGUAUAGUGCGUGUGUUUGUAUACACACAUACACACACACACAUACAUAC
Molecule: messenger RNA, 4541 nt
Organism: Gavialis gangeticus (Gharial)
Lineage: Eukaryota; Metazoa; Chordata; Crocodylia; Gavialidae
Gene: ATXN1
Product: ataxin 1
Exons: 7
Coding region: 1499-3910 (803 amino acids)
Biological process (GO): negative regulation of transcription by RNA polymerase II; nervous system development
Cellular component (GO): nucleus
Molecular function (GO): RNA binding; protein binding
Source: RefSeq, a predicted model, not a curated record